This is a messenger RNA of Cetraspora pellucida, 504 nucleotides long. The record is from the annotation of a GenBank genome assembly. NCBI's taxonomy places the organism in Eukaryota, Fungi, Glomeromycota, Glomeromycetes, Diversisporales, Gigasporaceae.
AUGCCAUAUGAACAAGAAUCUAUCAAGAGUAUUGAUUCUAUAAAAGAAGUGGAAGCCUUUUACAUAAUUGCUGCAGAUUACCUACUAGAAGAAGUUGAUGAAGAAUUGAUCCUAAUAAACUGGCCCUCAGAGUUUAAAGAUGAUGUUGAACCUCAGCAGAAUGAAAACGAAGCUUGGAACCACCUGCUAAAUGACUGGUGGAACAAAGAGAACUUAAACAAGUACUUUGAACAAGAAAGACAUCGCAAAGAGCUCAUACAGCAGUUGAAUGAUGAGUUUUAUAAAGAAACAACUUGGGCAUAUUGGAAUGAAUAUUUUAGUAAGCCUGAAGUUAGUAGUAAUAAAUACAAUGAAAUGAACAUUGCAGAGGAGUAUAAGAUCGACCAACCACAAUGGAACAUCAAUAUUGAAGAAGAGAUGUUUUAUGGUUUUACAAUUGAUCCCGAAAACUCAGAAUGGCUACUGCUCUUAGACAAUAAUGCAGAAAUGGAUUGGGAAUACUAA